Messenger RNA from Geodia barretti, 615 nucleotides. The record is from the annotation of a GenBank genome assembly. NCBI's taxonomy places the organism in Eukaryota, Metazoa, Porifera, Demospongiae, Tetractinellida, Geodiidae.
AUGCAAGAAAAAGAUUACGAAAAAAUAUUACCACGAUGUGUACAAGCAUCUCCUGAUGACGCCAAGUUGAUUGAACAGUUUCAACAGGGCGAUAAAUCGGUUUUCGAUAAAUUGGUGGUACGCUACCAUGACCGUACCUACCGACUCGCGCAACGUUUUGUCCCGAAUUCCGAAGAUGCCCUCGAUAUUACUCAAGAUGCUUUUAUCAGAGCCUAUCAGGGACUCCCAGAUUUCAAGAGAAAGUCUCAGUUUUACAGCUGGCUUUAUCGCAUAACUGUCAAUCUUUGCAUCGAUUUCUUGCGUAAGAACGCGCGGCGCGAAACGGUGAGCUAUGCGUUGGAAUCUGAUGACCUCCCGAUGAUGAAUAUCGCAGAUGUCAAUCUGAGACCUCCGACACAAGCAGUUGAGGACAAAGAGCUAUUGACUUAUCUCCGGCGGGCAAUUAUGCAGUUAGCUCCCAAACAGCGCGAGAUUUUCAUCCUUCGCCACUGGGAGGGCCUUUCGCUCAAAGAGAUUGCCAAUACAUUGGGACGUUCAAGCGGUACGGUGAAGGCACAUCUCUUCCAUGCACACCGGAACUUGAGAAAGCUGCUUCGCCACUAUCUUCAGGCAUAA